Molecule: messenger RNA, 1005 nt
Organism: Penicillium pulvis
Lineage: Eukaryota; Fungi; Ascomycota; Eurotiomycetes; Eurotiales; Aspergillaceae
Gene: akr1
Product: putative aldehyde reductase (AKR1)
Exons: 10
Coding region: 1-1005 (334 amino acids)
Cellular component (GO): cytosol
Molecular function (GO): aldose reductase (NADPH) activity
Source: RefSeq, a predicted model, not a curated record
AUGUCUCUCGGAAAGAAGGUCACUUUGAACACUGGUGCUGAGAUCCCCCAGUUGGGAUUCGGUACUUGGCAGUCGGCUCCUGGUCAGGUCGGUGAGGCCGUCUACCAGGCCCUGAAGGCCGGUUACCGCCACUUGGAUUUGGCCACUAUCUACGAGAACCAGCGUGAGGUUGCCGCCGGCAUCAAGCGUGCCUACCAGGAUGUCCCUGGCCUGAAGCGCGAGGACCUGUUCAUUACUUCCAAGCUGUGGAACAGCCAGCACCGUCCUGAAGUUGUUGAGGCCUCUCUGGAUGGCUGCCUUGCUGAGUUGGAGCUGGACUACCUUGAUCUCUACCUCGUCCACUGGCCCGUUGCAUUCCAGAAGGGUGACAACUACUUCCCCCUCGUCGCCAACAGCACUGUUGAGGGUGGUGAUGUCGUCAUUGACGAUGAUGUUUCUAUUGUUGAUACCUGGAAGGCCAUGACCAAGCUCCCCAAGAGCAAGGCUCGCGCCGUCGGUGUUUCCAACCACACUAUCCCUCACCUUGAGGCUAUUAUUAACGGCACCGGUGUUGUCCCCGCCGCCAACCAGAUUGAGCGCCACCCCGUCCUGCAGAGCAACGACCUUAUUGAAUACUGCCAGAAGAAGGGCAUCCACGUCACUGCCUACUCCGCCUUUGGCAACAACAUGCUCGACAUUCCUCUUCUGAUCACCCGUCCUGAGGUGAAGGAGGUCGCUGAGUCCGUUGCCAAGCGUACCGGUAACACCGUCACUGGUGCUCACGUUAUCCUUGCCUGGUCCCAGGUCGGAGGUCACAGUGUCAUCCCCAAGUCGGUUACUGCCUCGCGUAUCCAGGAUAACUUCAGAGAGAUCGAGCUCACCGACGAGGAGGUGGCCAAGGUUAGCGCUCUGGGCAAAGACCGGAAACGUUACAACACUCCUUACACUGCUAACAAGCCUCGUUGGGACAUUAACAUCUUCGGUGAGCCCGAGGAGCAGCCUGCUGGUCACAAGGUGAUCGUUUAA